ACCACGCGGGCAGCGAGGACACGCGCAGCGACGGAGGGCAGAGGAAAAUAUGUGUGCAUGUGAGGACUCCAAAGACAACACGGUGGAGGUUGUGGCUGAAGACAUGCGCUCCGGCCUGCAGGCCAUGUCCGCUGAGCCACUUCUCACCGCCAGCGUGUGUGUGUGCGCCAGUUGCAAUGAAGAAAUUGUUGAUAAAUAUUUAUUGAAGGUGAGCGACCUGUCCUGGCAUGUGCGCUGCCUCUGCUGCAGCGUGUGCCAGGCCGCGCUGGGAGGCCACACCAGCUGCUACAUUAAAGACAAGGAAGUCUUCUGCAAGAUGGAUUACUUCAGAAGGUUCGGCACGUGGUGCGCGUGCUGCGGCCGCCACAUCCACGCCACCGACUGGGUGCGGCGCGCCAAGGGCAACGUUUACCACCUGGCUUGCUUCGCCUGCUUCUCGUGCAAGCGGCAGCUGUCCACCGGAGAGGAGUUUGCCCUGGUGGAGGACAAGGUGCUCUGCAGGGUCCACUACGACUGCAUGCUGGACAAGCUCAAAAGGGCCGCCGAUAAAGGCAGCAGUGUCAAUAUGGAGGGUGCCAUGCCCACCGAACAAGAAAUUAGCCCGCCCAAACCAUCCAAGAGAGCGAGGACCAGCUUUACUGCUGACCAGCUCCAGGUGAUGCAGGCGCAGUUUGCCCAGGACAACAACCCGGAUGCUCAGACGCUGCAGAAACUGGCCGAGCAGACGGGCCUCAGUCGAAGAGUCAUACAGGUGUGGUUCCAGAACUGCCGAGCACGCCACAAGAAGCACGUGAGCCCCAACCACACGUCCGCUGCCCCCGUGACCUCUCUGCAACCCGCACGCCUGGCCCCGCCCACUCCCACCCCCGAGGAGCUACAGUACACCACCUUCGGGGGUCCGGAAGGUUCCAUGCUGUCGGCGCUGCACUCCUUCAUCGACAGUGAGCACCAGGCUUUUUAUGAACUACUAUACGAGUGACUGCUUUUCACCUCGGUCUGCAUUUUUCCACUUCACAAAUCAUGCGUGUCACGUCAGUGCCAUGUGUCAUGUGUGGCGAUUCUCAAAGUGAGGCUCGUCAUAGAAUCACUAAAUUAAUUCAACAGUAGAGUGACAGUUUGUAUUUUCCAAUUGAGGACACAAGGUGGCGACAAAGCACUGCUUUAAUUUCCCGUAUAAUGUCUUGGUCUAAUUCAAUUGUAUUUUAAUAUAAAAGUAUUGCUUUGGCAUCUUCCUGGUGCCAAGAAAUUAGGUUGAAGAAAUUUGAGGAGCUUUAGAAAGGAUAAAAAACAAACAGUUGGUGAAAGAUUAAUUGCAAAUGUGUUGUACUAAAAAGGUGGUGGUACUCGGUAGCUCACUUUGACAAUCACCCGAUUAAAUAGGGCAGUGGCUGAUUAGAGGUUAGCUGCCAUUUUUCUACCAGACAUCAUUUUAGGUUUUAUUGUCAUCAUGGGGCCAUGCAAAAAUGUAUGACGCAAUGAUUGACCACAUUUCUUGAUAAUGCUAUGUUCGGAGCAUAUCACAUGUGAAAUUGCAAACCGUGAAAUAUUAUUCAUGUAAGCUGCCUCAAAAUGUAUUGUGAAGCCUUCCCGCUCUGAACGCAGCCCUCGGAAUGUGCUUACCAAUUGCAAAUGGGAUGCGUCUGCAAAUGUAAUUUAUUGUGUGUAUGUCGAGUGUCUUUUAUGAAAAUAAAUGUCUAAUUUCACAAA
Messenger RNA from Syngnathus acus (greater pipefish), 1707 nucleotides. Its product is annotated as LIM/homeobox protein Lhx8. Gene Ontology annotation, cellular component: nucleus. NCBI's taxonomy places the organism in Eukaryota, Metazoa, Chordata, Actinopteri, Syngnathiformes, Syngnathidae. The record is from RefSeq and is a predicted model, not a curated record. Gene Ontology annotation, biological process: neuron differentiation; forebrain neuron development; regulation of transcription by RNA polymerase II. The coding region runs from base 50 to 979 and encodes 309 amino acids. The transcript has 7 exons. Gene Ontology annotation, molecular function: RNA polymerase II transcription regulatory region sequence-specific DNA binding; DNA-binding transcription factor activity, RNA polymerase II-specific.